UGUCAAGUCCCCUCACGUGCCUCACACAUAAGGGUAAUUUCAUCAUUUCAUAUGUUAGAGACCAUUUUUGCAUAAACGUUUUUUGGAUUAAUUGACAUUUACCCCUCAUUUACUUUCCCAACACUCGUCAACUCCCCAACUCCCUCCUUCUUUGCUUCUGCUCCAUUGAACCUGCAAAAAACCCUCGUUGCUUAUCCAAAAAAUAUAAUCGACACUACACAUACAAGGGCAUAUGUUUAAUACGAAAUGGUGUUCGUAAUAUGGCAUACCAGACCAAAACACGAAGUUGUUGAUGUAUCAACAGUAUAUGCUGGUGCACCCACAUGGUUUAGUAUUAAGCUUCAUCAUGAUGGGAAAUUAACUAAGUUACCUGAUAUAAAGUACAUUGGAGGUGAAGUGCGUUAUGUUGAUUAUGUGGACAUUGAUGAGUUUUCUGUGCAUGAACUUGAUGUCAUAAUGCUUGACCUAGGUUACCCAGACCCACAAAAUUCUGAAUUCGCUGAUGAAUCCCAAUUAUAUACUACCAUUUUAGGAUACCUAAUGCAUGGAAAGACAAAUUUACUGACUUACUUCAUGUCACCAAAUGCAAAGGGUAAAGUUGUCAUUGAGGAAUUACCAGAAAAUGAUGAUCAAGGGGCUGGAGUUGAGGGUCAAGUUCAUGCAGAUUCUCCAAUGAAAAAUGUAAACCAUGGUAAUGGUGAGCCUAUUGGUGAGUUCACGUCUCUGGUUCUUUUUGGGAGUAAGAAUGAUAGUUUCUCACCAGAGUAUAGAAGGGGUAGGGUUGGGAAUUCCAAUAUAGGUGAAAGUUCUUGUAGCAAGAGGCUUAAUUUAGAUUAUAUUGAUGAGGGUGUUCAUAUUUCAAAGGAAAAGAAUGAUGAUCAUGAUGGUUCAACUGAUGUUCAGGAGGCAGCAACUUGUGUCAUAUUGGUGAGAUGGAUGAUGUUAGGGAGGCUGCAACUGUUGUUCAAGAGGCAUCAACUGUUGAUGAAGGAUGCUACAACACCCCUUGUUAAUAAUGAUGAUGAACAAUUGAAUAAGUUAUUUGAUAACCUUAUGGAAAAUUUGAUUAGCAGUAAUGAUGAUAACGCAGACUAUGAAGGGGAUGGAGAAUCUGAAGAGGGUAAUCAAGAGUAUGAAGAGGAUGAUGAAUCUCAAGAAAGUGAUCCAAAUUUUGAAGAGUAUGAUGAAUCUGAAAAUAAUGAUCCAGAGUAUGAAGAAGAUGAGAGACAGAUAGAAGAUGAAGAUCAUAUGGAUGACAUAAUGGAUGUUGACAACAAUAUACAGGAUGUGGAUGUGGACAUGGGAGACUUCACUCUCAAUGUUGAAAGUGAUGUGGAAGGUUCUUGUAUAAAUGUUGUUCAUGGGCAUGAACAUGAAGAUAUUGAAGUGAUCAACAAUGAGGAAUUUAAAUCUUUGGAUGAAGGAUCUGACCAAGACAGAGAGAGAAGAGCUCUUAUCAAGAAUUUGAGAAAAGAACAAAGGUGCAGUCUUGGGGAAGUACAUAAACAAUCAUUUUCAGUUGGAGAUAAAUUUAAUAGUAAAAAAGAAUUAAAUGAGGCAAUUGAUCUGCAUGCACUAGAAUCAAGAAGGAAUCGUUUCUUUAAAAAAAAUGACAAUGUAAGGCUUAGGGCACAGUGUAGAGGAGUUGUACCUGUCACCAAUAAAGGCCAAGUGGGUAGUCAAGCUACCACUUCAAAAAUAAAGGGUAAAGAAUUAAUGACACCACAAUGA
Molecule: messenger RNA, 1731 nt
Organism: Lactuca saligna
Lineage: Eukaryota; Viridiplantae; Streptophyta; Magnoliopsida; Asterales; Asteraceae
Source: the annotation of a GenBank genome assembly